GUGUAGACAAUUCAUGGGGCAUUGUGCGGGUAGGAAAAUGGUGGAUUAUUUGCAAUUUGUCAUAAAAACCUCACCCCGUCUGGAUAUCCUGCCAUAAAACACUGUUUGGUGGCAUUUCUGCGCCUGUCUUGGCCUUGUCUACAGUAACUGAAGUCGUGUUAUAGCGGUUGGUAGGUAGGUUCCCCCCUACAGCUCGAUCCGAAAGACCUUAUCCAUUUCUAUUCUUUAAAUACAUGUAGGAUUCUUGCAUCGCACUCUCCCGUCUCUGAAACUAACGUUUGGAAACAAUAAACUGUUGGAUUACUGAACUAUGGAUUUCAACAGCGGCAGCGGCGGCGGUGGUGGAAACGAGCUGCACAACAACCAGUUUUAUCAGUGCGAGGAGAACAAGCCUCUGCUGGGAGAGAUGUCGGAGGGCAAUAAUAACACCAAGCUGGGCGCAGGGCCGUGCAAGAGGUCCCUGCACCACUGCAGCAGCAGUGGGAUGCGAUACAAGCUGCUCCACGAGGGGGACAUCCAGGUGUGCGUGGUAAAGCACCCCCGCACCUUCCUCAGCAAGAUCCUCACCUCCAAGUUUCUGCGGAGGUGGGAGCCGCACCACCUCACGCUCACAGACAGCAGCCUGACCUCGGCCACCCCUACCGGUUACAUGGAGACGUCAUUGUCGUACAGUUCCAUAGAAGACCUGCAGCUCCUCUCAUGGGACAAUGCUCCAAAGUACUGUGUCCAGCUGAGCUUCCCUGGUGGCACCGUCCUGCUGCAGGCUGCAAACAGCUACUUAAGAGACCAGUGGUUUCACUCCCUGCAGUGGAAGAAAAAGAUCUACAAGUACCGUAAGGUCCUGAACAACCCAAGUCGCUGGGACGUGGUGCUGAAGGAGAUCAGAGCACUGGUGGACAUGGCUCUGACCUCACCGCUGCAGGAUGAGUCUAUUCACCAGGCUCCACUGCACAUCAUCUCCACCCUGCUGGCUGAGCUUCCCUCACCCCAGAGAGGAACACGUCUUAGCAAAUUUCUUCUAAACUCCAGCACACAAAGGAACCAUCACUCCAGUUUCGUGUGUGGUCCAGUCACCUUUCCCCCAUUUCCCCCUCUCCCUUCCUGCAGUCGGGACAACUCCCCCAGCCUGAAAGAGAUCAGAAAUGGUUGCCAGCAACAGAAUGACCGCAAACCCCCAAUGCCGCUCCGCCUACUGCGCCCUGAGCCUCCUACGCUUCCUCCUGCCACCCUCCUCCCUCUCUCUGCCAACCCCAGUCCUCCUCAACCACCUGCCCUUGCCCCCUCAAACCCCACCCCAUCCAUCCCCAUCUCCACAACUCCCUCGCUGCCCCUUUCCCCUCCUCCCUCUGUUGUCAAUUCCAGCGAGAUCCUGGUGGAGCUGGAGCGGAACAACAACUCGGCCAAUGCCCGACGGAGGGGUGGGCCAUCAGGUGGCGACAGCGAACCCAAUCUCAUCGACUGUCUGCUGGUCAGCCCAGCUGUCAACACUCUGUCCAUCCAGCUGCCAGCACAGGCUGACCGAGUGCUGGGCUGCUUCGCUCUCAUCCUUAAGAUGCUGUCAGACUACGAUGACUGGAGACCUGCUCUGGCCAGCUUGCUGCAGCCUAUCCCCUUCCCUAAAGAGGCCCUUGCACAUGCCAAAUUCACAAAGGAACUGAAAUAUGUUAUUCAGAGGUUUGCGGAGGACCCGAGGCAGGAGGUUCAUUCCUGCCUACUAAGUGUGCGUUCAGGUAAAGAUGGCUGGUUCCAGCUUUACAGUCCAGGAGGUAUGGCCUGUGACGACGAUGGAGAGCUGUUUGCCAGUAUGGUUCAUAUCUUGAUGGGCUCCUGCUAUAAGACCAAGAAGUUCCUCCUCUCUCUGGCUGAAAACAAGCUGGGUCCCUGCAUGCUGCUGGCACUACGUGGAAACCAAACCAUGGUGGAGAUCCUGUGCCUGAUGCUGGAGUACAACAUCAUUGACAACAAAGACACCCAGCUUCAGAUUAUCUCCACCCUGGAGAGCACCCAGGUGGGCCUCCGCAUGUACGAACAGCUCUGCGACCGACAGAGAGAACUCAAAGAACUGCAAAGAAAAGGAGGCCCCACCCGACUGACUCUGCCGUCAAAGUCCACGGAUGCAGAUCUGGCCCGCCUUUUGAGUUCAGGUUCUUUUGGGAAUUUGGAGAACCUGAGCCUGGCCUUCACCAACGUCACCAGUGCCUGUGCUGAACAGCUCAUCAAGCUGCCUUCACUCAAACAGCUCAACCUCUGGUCCACACAGUUUGGGGAUGCAGGGUUGAGGUUGUUAUCUGAGCAUCUGGCCUGUCUUCAGGUGUUGAACCUGUGUGAGACUCCUGUCACUGAUGCUGGUCUGCUGGCUCUCAGUUCCAUGAAGAGUCUGUGCAGUUUGAACAUGAACAGCACCAAGCUCACAGCUGACACAUAUGAGGACCUCAAGGCCAAACUUCCCAACCUGAAAGAUGUUGAUGUUCGGUACACAGAGGCCUGGUGAUCAACCGAGCUCACACACCCCUCAUACAUAACCAGACACACACAUAAACAUAUGCACACAUUGCACACAGGCUCAGAUAAAUAACAUGAAAUUGUGUGGAGAUGUCAUCUCCGUCAUCACCAUCAUUAAAUGAGGAACUCUGACAGCAUCCCAGUGUGAGGAUCACCUGAUGUAACCAGAACAUCUCUGACAAAUGUAUGUCAGAGGAGGAGCCUUCGUCAGCUUCAGACGUCAACCCCUGUAGUGAUGCCAUCACCAGGAAGGAACUGUCUAGUCAGUGUCAGCAUCGCUUUUUUUCUAAGUGAAAAACCUUUAUGGACCUCAUUGCUCCCCUUACUUCUGUUCAAAAGACCUUGUUUUUACCAACAUGAUCAGAGGACGUGCAAGGACCUACUAUAUUGUGGCUAUAUUGGGACCCUUUUCUCUCUCUGCAUUUAUCCUUUGCCCUGUCUUUCAUAUAUGGUCUCUCAGUUUCCAUAUUCAGUCUAAACCCAGCCAUUGCCCUCCCACCUCUGUUUGUCCCUGUCAUGAAAAACCCUGAAUUGACCCCUUCCCCUCAGAGCCUUGCUCUCUUUUUCUCUCUCCUGCCCUCAUGCAAUGAAGGCUGGAUACAGCAGGUCACAUUCCAGUUCUUCUCUGAUCUUAUCGGCAAUGUAGCUCUCCAAACAGACAUGUUGAAGUGUUAAUCACUUCGGCCCUCACUCUCUGUGCUCUUUGGCUUCAGUUUUUAGGGUCAGAUUCUGGCUUUUUCAAGUCUUUCAUUGGGAAAAUGAGGUGCUACCUCCCAGAAAAGAAGAGUUGCAAGACUGUACCUAUUCCUCAUAUACAACACGUUCACACACAAAAAUGAAAAAAAAAGAAGUUUUUAUCAACUUGAAUGAACAUAUUUUUCCAGACAUCUGUGCUUUCAUAUAUUGUGUGUUUCUAUAUAAUACAUGAAGAUAAUCCCCAGUAAUGAUAUUUCAGAUACAUUUUGGGAGUCUGUAGGUUAAACAGCGAUGGCAGCAUUUGUUCUUUUUUCAUUUGUUUUCAGUGUACAUACUGAUGAUCUCCCAUUAAUAUUUAAUAGGACAUUUGUGUAGCAGUAGUGGGGUGGUCUGUGACUGCCUAAUAUUUAUAAGUUGUAUCUUUAAAACCUCCUUUAUUCUGUCUCUCCUGGAUUUUGAAGUACACAGGCCCUGUUGUUUUGCAACAUAAAACAUGGGAAGCAAACCAAGAGGGUGGCCAUACAUGGAUCUCUCUGUACCAUGCCAUUGUGGUGACGUUGACCUCUAAAUUGGACAGCAGAAAUUCUAAGGUGGACCUGUAAACAAGACCCAUCACCAGCUGAGAGUUGUAUAUUUUCAUAUCCUCAUAUCCUUUUUUGGCUCUUUUGUAUAGACGGUUGAAGACGGUUUGGAAAAGAAGAAAUGACACUUGCCAAACAUCUUCAUUGAAUUUAGUUUUUGUUUUGUGGACUUGUUUCAUCAGGCCAACAUAAGCGUGUUUUUGGUACUGAUUGGUGCAAGUGGAACCUGUUGUAACCUGCCUGUGGAGAGACACCGACACUGUUCGUGUUCCAAUCUCUGACCCCCUUGCUGAGUUUUGAGUUAGGGAUCACAGUGCCUCUAGUGGAGCUGUGGGUCGACUAAUGUUAUCUUUUUAUCAAUUGUUAAACCUCCUGUUUUAAAGUGUUCUGCUGUCAUAAUAUUAUGCUGUAAUACAUGAAUGACAUUUUAAGGCUUAAUGGAUAAAUAAAUCUGAUCAGAUGAUGAACCAAAAUUACUGUACAUACAAUAUUCUGUCACAAUGGCCUAUAAGGGACAAAAGACUGGAAAAAGGCACCUUUUGCCCAUAUCUGUCCAUCUACAUUCCCUCAAAAUGUUGCCUGUUCAUUGUGGCAACAUUUCACGAUGUGGUAACUGCCCUAACACUGCAACUAUGUCAGAAUCUCUUUCUCCUCUCCGUCUAGAUGUGGUUUGGGUUGAUUUGUCUUGUGUCAGCAACCCUAGAAAACACAAGGCAGGUCAUAUUUCCACCCUUACUUCAGACAGCUUUGCUCUGACUGAAUCCAUCCAUUUUAUUUAUUUGUGUUGACCUCCAGAAUGCUCCAGAUGUUUGAUGAAUCAAGGCAGAGACUGCAGCAGAGGACAGGAUGCCGUCCGCAAUGAGAUGCUUUGUUUCCUAUUUAUUGAGUGCCAUAGCAGUUUUCUGUUUGGCCUGUGUAUGGCCAUCUUUGGGUCUGGCUUUUGGACUUUGUGGUCUCUAAUAUCCUGUAUGAUGUAUAUACAAGUGUAUAUAGUCAUCUCCUCCUUUCCUCUCUUGAAACAUUUUUGAAUCCUUCAUCCCUUUUCUCUAUUUUUCUCAGCCUCCCUUCAUAGGCAGGCUGUUGUUGCCUUCAUCUUAAUGUGUGUGGGGGUUUUUUUUCACACAGUGCACUGUAAUCUAAAAAAUUAUGUUUUCAAUGCAUAAUAUCUUUUACAUUUUCUGAUGUCUUUGACUUGAUUACUUUAAUCAAACAUUUUUUCCUGUGUUCUUGUUGUUUAGGUUAUUUGCAUGUACAUGUUGCUGCAUCAUCUGGUAUGUUUAUUUUGUAAUUUUGUUUUAUAAAAGGUUUGAAAUACAAUAUAGGGUCUGAUCACUAUCUCACUAAGGUUGAGGACUGAAAUGGAGAGACGCCACCUAACUAUUUUCUGAUUGGUUGUUGGCAGGAUCCAACCAUGAGGCUUGACAGAGCCUGUUGGUUGAGGCAGUUGGGGUUUGAUUGAAACUGAUUUUCUAAAAAUCCAAUACUGGUACUUUUACACCGAAGCUGCCUCAAGCCGAGGUUUCAUAAUUUAAAUUUCACUGUUUUCAUAUCAAAAAAAUGCUAAUAUUUCUUGCUCACCCAGGAAUUUUGUUUUAAGCCUGCCAGAUAAUCAUAUCAGAGGUGCACCAUCUUGACUGGCCAAUAUCAUUUUAAAAUAAAGUUGUUGUUUCAACACAUCAGGAAACUGAUAGGUCAGUUUGACUUUAAACAGUUUUUUUUUAAUAUCUGAUGUUUUUUUAAGUCUGAAGGUUUUAAAGGAAUAUUUCAACAUUUUGGGAAACACGCUUCUCAGCUUUUUGAUAAGUUAGAUGAGAAGACUGAUGCCAUGUCAUGUCUAUCCAUUUAAUAUGAAGCUUUCACCAGUAUAGGCUUAGCUUAAUUUAACACAAAGACUGGAAAGUAGUGGAAACAGCUAGUCUGGCAUAUUAGAUCUCAUUUGUUGAACACCUUAAGUUUUUGCUGGUUGCCUGACAACCUUGCAGUGAUGACGAAACUCCAUGAAGUCACUGCACCCAGGCAAGGAAUAGUUUAGCACAUAAACCCCCUAAAACCACAAGGUGUGACUUUUAAACAUGAAGUAAAAAGAAGCAGAUUUUGUUACUUUUGGAUAGAGCCAGGCUAGCUAUUUUCUUCAUGUUAAGAUAAGCUAACUGGCUGCUAAUGUACAGACAUGAGAAGUGGUAAUGAUCGUUUCAUUUAACUCUCAGCAUGAUAGCAAAAAAGGAUAUUUCCCAAAUUAUCAAAUGUUUCCUUUAAACAAGGUGGCUGUCUUGGGGACAUCACUAGGUCAUCCCACAGUUUUUAGGCCUUGCUGCCAUUUGUGCAAACUGUGAGCUUGGGGACCAGCAUGUUGAGAUUAUAAUGGAGGGUUUUUGUAUUACUGUAUAACAUCUGUUGGUUGAAUUGAAAAAUCUUUUCUGUUCUGUUAUGUAUCUGUAUCCUGUGGAGCUCACUGUGCUUUGCUUUCCAUUCCCAUCCUGAUUCCUCCCUCUUGUCUUUUAUCUCUCUGAUGUUUUUUUUAUUCAACACAAACUGUAAAGAGUUUCUACCAUGUCAAAGUUGUAUACAGCUGUGCUCAAGUCUUAACAGUUGUUAUGGAAGGAACAGGGUCAGAUAUGGCUCAGCCAAACAAAUCUGACAGACUGAAAAAAACAAAAAAAACAACAACAACUCUAUUUCCCAUGAUUCCUUGUAGUAAAAUCUUUUUUGGCAGCUGGAAAAGGAGCACCCAUCAUGUUUCUCUCUCUUUUUCAGUUUUUCUCUGCAUUGAUCUGCUUCUCCUGCUAGGUUAUUAUUAUUGCUGCUGCUGCUCUGUGGCUGUUGUAAUAAAACUACAAAAGAUCUUCAACAGGAAAAAUAACAACUAUGAUGUUAAAUAAUUUCAAUCAAAAUAAAUUGUCUGUGAAUAUGU
Messenger RNA from Xiphias gladius (swordfish), 6690 nucleotides. Its product is annotated as c-Maf inducing protein. The transcript has 17 exons. Gene Ontology annotation, cellular component: nucleoplasm; cytosol. NCBI's taxonomy places the organism in Eukaryota, Metazoa, Chordata, Actinopteri, Istiophoriformes, Xiphiidae. Bases 311 to 2491 code for a protein of 726 amino acids. The record is from RefSeq and is a predicted model, not a curated record.